UUCAGUCUCACGCGCAACUAUAUAAUGUUGGAUAAAAUCAAGGAACGAUUGUGUUGUUCUUCAGUGUUAUUCAUUGUAUCAGAGAUUAACUAAAGCUUGAAGAUGAAGGUACUAGUAGCGUUGUCCAUAUUCGUUGUACUAGCAGCAGCAGUACCAAUUACAAAGGAUGAGUUGGCUACACUUGAGGCAUUCGACUAUGACGCCCUAUUCGCUGAUGAAGAGAACAGAAAAAUGGUCUUCGAUUGCUUGCUAGAUAAAGGAGAUUGUGGUCCUUACAAACAAAUUGUUGAGCUGUCAAUGAAAAUAAUACUUAGCAACUGUGCAGAAUGUUCCCCAUCCCAGAAGGCGAAAUACGAUCACGUACUAAAAGUAUUGAAGGAAGACUAUGCGUCCUUCUUCAAUGAACUCAUGCAGAAAGCUGCUUCCAAAAAGGAAAAACAUUAAAAUACACCUUAUUUAGUAACGUAAUUAAAUUAAAAAUUGAAUGUAGUUUUAUGUUUAGAUAAAAUGAUAUUGGCAACUAUUUUUUUAAAGUAUGAACCUGUGGAGAAUGACUUGAAGGAUUGGUAAUUCAAUAUUUGAAAUUAAUUUCUUUAAUUAGUACCUAUUUAUGUAAAUUUUG
Molecule: messenger RNA, 622 nt
Organism: Spodoptera litura
Lineage: Eukaryota; Metazoa; Arthropoda; Insecta; Lepidoptera; Noctuidae
Source: RefSeq, a predicted model, not a curated record